AUGACCUCUCUCCCCGCUCUCCCAGAAAUAACCCCCCUCCGCCCAGGUCUCAUCCGCAUCCUGGCCGGCAACCCAGGCAAAUUCACCCUGCAGGGUACAAACACCUACCUCCUCGGUACAGGCCGCCAGCGCUUGCUCAUCGACACAGGCGAGGGCAAGCCAAGCUGGAUCGCAGCCGUCAAGAGUGCACUCACUUCCUCCUCCAACCAACCAAACGGGGAAGAAGGAACCGCGACCCUCAAAGCCGUGAUCCUAACGCACUGGCACCACGACCACAUCGGCGGCGUGGCCGAUCUGCGGAAAGAGUUUGGUCCGAACCUGGAGAUCUACAAGUUCCCGCUCGGCUUCGGCGGGUACGAGUCGCCGAGUUUUGAGGCUGAGCGCGCCCAAGAAGCGCAAUCAACACUCCUGGCGCAAGGGAUCAGGCCUUUGCAGAACAACCAAACCUUCACCGUGGCCGGUGCAACUCUCACAGUGCAUCAUACCCCAGGCCAUACCGCGGACCAUGUGGUGUUAGUCUGGCACGAGGAGAACGCCAUUUUCACAGGCGACAACGUCCUCGGCCACGGGACAGCCGUGUUCGAGGAUCUAGCGACGUACCUGUCAAGUUUGGAGAUCAUGAAAGAGCUGUACAGCGACGGCGAGAGAAGCGGGCGAGCCUAUCCAGGCCACGGCCCCGUCGUCGAUGACGGCAUGGCAAAGAUAGAAGAGUACAUCCGACACAGGAAGAUGCGCGAGGAGCAGGUGUUGCAAACCCUCCGCAGCAGCCCCGGCGGACCCGAUGGUUCGGGAGCCGGCAGCAACAACAAAGACGGACAGCAUCAAGUUCAACCGCCCGCAUGGACGGUAAUGGAGCUGGUCCGCUCCAUAUACCGGGAUGUUCCCGAGAGCUUACACCCAGCGGCGGCGGGUGGCGUGGUGCAGAUUCUACACAAGCUGCGGCGGGAAGGACGGGUGGUGGUUGUGUCAGAGUCGGGGGACGGCGAGCGGUGGAGCCUUGCCGCCCGGUCCGCGCUGUAG
This is a messenger RNA of Thermochaetoides thermophila DSM 1495, 1020 nucleotides long. Its product is annotated as metallo-beta-lactamase domain-containing protein. Gene Ontology annotation, biological process: secondary metabolite biosynthetic process. Lineage: Eukaryota; Fungi; Ascomycota; Sordariomycetes; Sordariales; Chaetomiaceae. The transcript has a single exon. The record is from RefSeq and is a predicted model, not a curated record. The coding region runs from base 1 to 1020 and encodes 339 amino acids.